AUGUCCGGGGAGACCCUGAAGUGGGCAGAAGGAUUAGAAAGCGGGGGCCUUAUUUGGGCGGGGGUCCCCUUCAGCCCGAGAGAGACGGCUCCGCCUUUUCAGCCCAUAAAACUGCACAUGGUCCACCAAGAACCAGGGGACCGGUCCACCAGUUGGACCGAUCCGUUGGACAACUUUAGAGACUUAAUGAAGCGAUUGACAUCUUUGGGGGUCCAAACCUGGGACGAGGCCAGCAGCCUGGAAGCGUCUCCGGACUCCACCGAGCCGCACCAAGCGUCGGCCGGAGUCGAACCUUCGGACGCGGCGAAGAAGAACAAAAAGCGGCGGGUGCUUUUCUCCAAGGCCCAAACCCUGGAGCUGGAGCGCCGGUUCCGCCAGCAGCGCUACUUGUCCGGCCCGGAGAGAGAGCACCUGGCCCGCAUCCUCUGCCUGACCCCCACUCAGGUCAAGAUCUGGUUCCAGAACCACCGCUACAAGAUGAAGAGGGGCCGGGCUGAAGGGGCGCUGUUGGACCUGGAGGUGGUGCACCCCCCCAUGUUGCGCAGGGUGGUUGUGCCGCUUCUGCUUCGGGACGGGAAGUCUUUCCAGGCCUGCUUGGAGAGAGUCACGCAUCCUCGGAUCCACUUCCCGGCUCUGACCUACCAGUCCCUGCAGCACGCUCUGCCUCCUCGCUACCAGAACCUCCAGAACCCGGCAGCCUCUUGGACGGACUUGUGGAGCAACGCGCUCCACUUUUCUUCCUUCAAGUAA
This is a messenger RNA of Nerophis ophidion (straightnose pipefish), 750 nucleotides long. RefSeq names its product homeobox protein XENK-2-like. Gene Ontology annotation, biological process: cell differentiation; regulation of transcription by RNA polymerase II. The transcript has 3 exons. Gene Ontology annotation, cellular component: nucleus. Gene Ontology annotation, molecular function: RNA polymerase II cis-regulatory region sequence-specific DNA binding; DNA-binding transcription factor activity, RNA polymerase II-specific. Lineage: Eukaryota; Metazoa; Chordata; Actinopteri; Syngnathiformes; Syngnathidae. The coding region runs from base 1 to 750 and encodes 249 amino acids. The record is from RefSeq and is a predicted model, not a curated record.